Messenger RNA from Meloidogyne enterolobii, 432 nucleotides. NCBI's taxonomy places the organism in Eukaryota, Metazoa, Nematoda, Chromadorea, Rhabditida, Meloidogynidae. The record is from the annotation of a GenBank genome assembly.
AUGUCCAAAAUGCAAUGUGCAGAAUGCAGCAACAGUCCGGCAUGUAACGCUGAUACUUAUUUUGAGAAACAAAUGUUUUGUUGGGAAAAGGAUGUUAAAAAGUGGACACCAACUAAAGGGAGGAGGGUUUGUGGAGAAUCGUGUUUUAUUGGAGUUGAUCAGAUUGAAAUGAGUUUUGUGCAAGGCUGUGGUAGCUGCCCUUCUCACUUGGAAAAAUGCGCGACUUGUAAUACCCCGUAUUGCAAUGUCAAGAAUAUACUUCCAACUAUAAAGUGUCACUACAACAUUCCUAAAACGAAGCUUUAUAAGAAAAAAGCGAAAAAAUGUCACCCUAUGUAUACUCAUUGCUAUAUUGCUAAGGAUAAAUUUGGGAGAGGUAAUAAUUUGAAUUUUUGGUUCUUCCAUUUUAAUCUCAAAAAGAUUUUACUCUAG